Molecule: messenger RNA, 654 nt
Organism: Rhodotorula toruloides NP11
Lineage: Eukaryota; Fungi; Basidiomycota; Microbotryomycetes; Sporidiobolales; Sporidiobolaceae
Exons: 3
Coding region: 1-654 (217 amino acids)
Source: RefSeq, a predicted model, not a curated record
AUGGUCCUGCAAGACAAACACGCCCGCGCCGCCUCGCGUCGGUACCAACGCACGCACGCUCCGACUCCCGAACAAGCGGCAGAGCAUGCUGCGGUUGAUGCGGCGCUGAAAGAGGCGGAGGCGAGGAGGUUGGGGAGUAAUUUGGAUAGGUAUAGGGAGUGGGAUGAGGAGGAGCGAGGAGAGGGACAGGAGGGGGAGCAGGCGGGUGGGGAGGAAGAGGUGGAUGAGGAGGAGGAACGACGAAAAGCAGAAGAGAAAGCCGAACUCGACGCCUUCCUCGCCACGCAGCGCGAAAAGCUCCUCACCACCCCGCCUCCCGACUCGACCUCCUUAGACGAAGAAGACGACGAUGUGGACUACUCGUUCGCGCACUUGCGGAUAGGCGGGAAGGGCAAGAUGGCUCCGCCUGCUGGCAUGCGGCUGGAAGGGAUGGGCAGAGGGAGGGCCAAGGUGCAGGAUGAGAAGGACCUGGAGGAGUUGAGGAAGAUGCAGGACGAGGCGAGGCAUAUGCAGGCUGUGAGGGACCUCAAGGAUCGCUUCUCUGGCAGCGCUCCGCGGUCAGGACCGUCCUCGUCAACCGCUGCUCCGCGACGACCAAAACCCGGCGUACAGCCAGCAGCGAAGGGUCAAGACUUUCUCGACACUCUGCUUUGA